AUGGACUUUCCAAUACCACCUGACAGGUAAAUCGUUAGUGUUACCCUUGGACGUAAAACUAAUACUCCUUUUUUUAUGCCCAUGCAAAUAAUACUUCAAGUAUCAGUCCAAACAAUCAACACGCCAUGUAUCAGUCUAUAUAACCAACACCUCAUUGAUCAGCCUAUACAACCAACACCCCAUGAAUCAGUCUAUAUAACCAACACCCCAUGUAUCAGUCCAAACAACCAACACUCUAUGUAUCAGUCUAUAUAACCAACACCUCAUUGAUCAGCCUAUACAACCAACACCCCAUGUAUGAGUCAAUACAACCAAUACCCGGUGUUUCAUCUCAUGCAAUUAAUUGACAGUAUCUCUGCUCAUACAACCAAUACCUUUAGUCUUAACUCAAACAAUCAAAAUCUUUUGAUUAAUUUGCUGAGCCUCUACAAUCUCUAAUUCCGUGCGUCAGCCUCCACAAUCUCUAACUCCGUGUGUCAGCUUUUACAAUCUCUAUCUCCGUGUGUCAUAUACAUAUUUUCAAGUAUACAACGUGACUUACACGUCAUAUUUCAGAUAAACACCUGGCCAACUACCUGGCCCCUUCAUGGCUCACAUAAUAGAUAUUCGGCAAAUAAACGGAUCCUAAAUAAAUUUAAAUGAUUUGAUUUGUAUUUCCUGAUUCCUAGAUGCCCCAAUUUUUUUAAUGUGUAUUUCCUUAUUCCUAGGUGCCCCAAUGAUUUGAUUUGUAUUUCCAUAUUCCUAGAUGUCCCAAUGGACCUUGCCCCACCGAGAAGUUUCCUGGUCUAUGGGCCAUCCCCCUCAACAGCUGGAAGACCACAGAUGGGAGUAGCUACUGUAGCAUGAUUGAUGCCUGUGUGGUGGCCGACCCCGCCGAUGACGUAGCCACGACGAAAGAGAAGUAUUUGCAAUAUUUCAGGAAGAAUUUCUACGAAGAUUUCUACCCAAGAAAGGUAUUUAUUUUCACGGCUUCGUUUUCCAAAGUUAAAUUCUUUCUUACUCAUAAAUAAUUUUUUUCUUACAUUUCUUCAAUUAAAUAAGGAAAUGAUUGCACUAAUUACGCCAACGGAUUGUGUUGUCUAAUCAUGCAAACAUAUUAUGCUAAUGCACUGAAGAAUGUACUUUUAAAUGUUUUGAAAUGUUAACAUAUCGAGGUUUGUCUUAUUUGAAAAGAUGUGGAAAACCACAAGUUAUCUCUAAUUGUGAAUUUAUGUAAUUUCUCUUAAUUGUCACUUAAUGUACCGUAAUUAAUGUCUUAUUGAUUAUUUUAUCUUGUGUAACCAUUCUCUAAUUGUGCCAUUUUUCGUAUUUGCUGUAUAAUUAUAAUUGUAUGUCACUGUAGUUUAAUUAUUAAUUUUUGUACCUUGCAGGUCCCCAUUGAAGUAUUUACGCAUUCAUCUCUGUUCUUGCAAGUCCCCAGGGCAGUAUUCUCUCAUUCAUCUCUGUUCUUGCAGGUCCCCAUUGAAGUAUUCACUCAUUCAGAUCUGUUCUUGCAGGUCCCCAUUGAAGUAUUCACUCAUUCAUCUCUGUUCUUGCAGGUCCCCAUUGAAGUAUUCACUCAUUCAGCUCUGUUCUUGCAGGUCCCCAUUGAAGUAUUCACUAAUUCAGAUCUGUUCUUGCAGGUCCCAUUGAAGUAUUUACUCAUUCAGCUCUGUUCUUGCAGGUCCCCAUUGAAGUCUUCACUCAUUCAGCUCUGUUCCUGAGAAACCCCGGCAGCUUUGAUGCAUUGAAAGACUUCUUACUGGAAAUAAACAAAUUAAAAAAUGUUUGGAUUUUAACCCCGAGUCAAGUCAUAGACUGGAUGCAGCGACCUGUCAGCAACAAUGACGUCACGAAUGGUGCCAUUAGCUCCUGGAACUGUGGCAGUGCGGAUGCUUAGUCUCAUCUUUAGUAUGCUGGAACUGUGACAGUGGAAUACUUAGUCUUAUCUAUCGUAUGCUGGAACUGUGACAGUGGAAUGCUUAGUCUUAUCUAUCGUAUGCUGGAACUGUGACAGUGGAAUACUUAGUCUUAUCUAUAGACUUAACUUUAGUCUGCAUUAUUUUAAUUUGUCAUCCUG
This is a messenger RNA of Lymnaea stagnalis (great pond snail), 2059 nucleotides long. The record is from the annotation of a GenBank genome assembly. NCBI's taxonomy places the organism in Eukaryota, Metazoa, Mollusca, Gastropoda, Lymnaeidae.